Molecule: messenger RNA, 1239 nt
Organism: Opisthorchis viverrini
Lineage: Eukaryota; Metazoa; Platyhelminthes; Trematoda; Opisthorchiida; Opisthorchiidae
Exons: 4
Coding region: 1-996 (331 amino acids)
Biological process (GO): protein transport to vacuole involved in ubiquitin-dependent protein catabolic process via the multivesicular body sorting pathway
Cellular component (GO): ESCRT II complex
Source: RefSeq, a predicted model, not a curated record
AUGUCUGAGAUUGCCCAGUGUUUAGAGCGCGAAGUUACUAACCGGAAGGUCCGUGGUUCGAACGCCACCCCUGCCUCAAGACUUUCCCUGUCUAGACUUGGACAACCUGACAGUAUCCCAGCCCUCGUCCUUCCUUCGGGCGGCAUGGCAGCUAGGCACCGGAAGGUUGUUACAGCUGAGCUAUUAUUAUUAUUAUUAUUAUUAUUAUUCCUAUUAUUAUUCCUAUCGAGUUCAGAUAGAUUUGUGAUGAGGAGGGGCGUCGGAAUCGGUGCUAUCAGGAAUCAGGAGUUACUUGCAGCUAGGUUCAAGGAAAAGGGUCAAGAGUUAUCGGAAAAUCAACUCUCCACUUUGUCCCGACAACUGUCUCGACUUCGCGAAUCCCUUGAGGCAUUUGCUGCAAAGCAUGGACAUAAAAUAAAGAGCGAUCCACAUUUCAGACGGGAAUUUCAGGCGAUGUGCAGCAGCAUCGGUGUGGAUCCGAUUGCCUACAGUCGGGGCUGUUGGACACAGGCUCUUGGUCUUGGUGAAUUUUACUAUCACCUUGCAAUUCGGAUCAUUGAGGUAUGCAUGGCCAAUCAACAGCGAACCGGGGGCAUAAUGCCCCUCACAGAGCUGGUUUCACAACUUAACGCCUUCAAAAGUUCGCAUAUGUCUGAAGUCACAGCUGACGAUGUCCAACGUUCAGUCAGGAAGCUUCGGUGUCUAGGUACCGGUUUCACGUUGUUUUCUCUUCCAGGAGGUCUCCCCCUGGUCCAGUCCGUCCCUGGCGAGAUGGGCUCCGACAAAACUAGCGUGCUCGGACUCGCGGAAUCUACUGACGGGCACACCACACUGAGUGCCUGCACAAAACACUACCAGUGGUCUGAGGAUCGUGCUCGAUCCGCACUAAACCAACUCGUUCAAGAGGGGAUGGCGUGGGUUGAUGAUUUGGACCCUCAAGGAGAACGGGUAUUCUGGUUCCCAAGCCUCGUCAAAACGUGGUGCUCUCCCGGUUGAAUACUCCUCGUCACACCACCAUUUCACCUAUUUUUCUGAUGACGGCAAUCGAGUUAUGUCAACAAUUUUACCUUUCUUGUGGAUGUUGUGCAAAAGUUUGAGACCUGACCCCUUCGGUUGGCCAGAGCUUGAGCUUAUUUCCUCCACAACCGCGGCUAAUCUUUUCGGCUCCUCUAAAACUUGUUAUUAUUUUACCUGAAUAUAUGCGCUCGUCAUACUGUGAUCUUAAACAAUGGAAUUACU